UUUGAAAUGGAAGCAUCCAACCAGUCUACUGUGACAGAAUUUGUCUUGCUGGGCCUCUCUGCUCACCCAAAACUGGAGAAAACAUUCUUUGUGCUUAUCUUGUCCAUGUACCUGGUGAUCCUGCUGGGCAAUGGGGUCCUCAUCCUGGUGACCAUCCUUGACUCUCACCUGCACACACCAAUGUACUUCUUCCUGGGGAACCUCUCCUUCCUGGAUAUCUGCUACACUACCUCCUCAGUCCCUCUGGUCCUGGAUGGUUUCCUCACUCCUAGGAAAAUCAUCUCCUUCUCAGGUUGUGCUGUGCAGAUGUUUCUGUCCUUUGCCAUGGGAGCCACAGAGUGUGUGCUCCUGGGCAUGAUGGCCUUUGAUCGCUAUGUGGCCAUCUGCAAUCCCCUUCGCUACCCUGUGGUCAUGAGCAAGGCUGCCUACAUGCCCAUGGCCAUCAGCUCCUGGGUGGCUGGUGGAGCCAACUCCUUGGUGCAGAUCUCCCUUGCAGUACAAUUGCCCUUCUGUGGGGACAACGUCAUCAACCAUUUUAUCUGUGAGAUCUUGGCAGUUCUAAAGUUGGCCUGUGCUGACAUCUCCAUUAAUGUGAUCAGCAUGGGAGUGGCCAAUGUGAUCUUCCUUGGGGUGCCAGUCCUGUUCAUCUUUGUCUCCUAUGUCUUCAUCCUCACCACCAUCCUGAGGAUCCCCUCAGCUGAGGGCAGGAAAAAGGCCUUCUCCACCUGCUCUGCCCACCUCACAGUCGUGGUCAUCUUCUAUGGGACCAUCCUCUUCAUGUACGGGAAGCCCAAGUCCAAGGACCCACUGGGGGCAGACAAGCAGGAUCUCACGGACAAGCUCAUCUCCCUCUUCUAUGGCCUUCUGACCCCCAUGCUGAACCCCAUCAUCUAUAGUCUAAGGAACAAAGAUGUGAAGGCUGCUGUGAAGGGCCUGGUGGCUGAAAAAUGCUUUCCCCUGUGA
Messenger RNA from Octodon degus (degu), 963 nucleotides. Its product is annotated as olfactory receptor 13C7-like. Bases 7 to 963 code for a protein of 318 amino acids. Gene Ontology annotation, cellular component: membrane. The transcript has a single exon. Gene Ontology annotation, molecular function: olfactory receptor activity; G protein-coupled receptor activity. The record is from RefSeq and is a predicted model, not a curated record. Lineage: Eukaryota; Metazoa; Chordata; Mammalia; Rodentia; Octodontidae. Gene Ontology annotation, biological process: G protein-coupled receptor signaling pathway.